This is a messenger RNA of Rhopalosiphum padi (bird cherry-oat aphid), 466 nucleotides long. RefSeq lists its product as uncharacterized. The transcript is spliced from 2 exons. Lineage: Eukaryota; Metazoa; Arthropoda; Insecta; Hemiptera; Aphididae. The coding region runs from base 65 to 388 and encodes 107 amino acids. The record is from RefSeq and is a predicted model, not a curated record.
UUGUGAAGCAGUGGAAGUAUUGUACAGUCCUCAGAAUGAAUAUAAUUUGUUUGACGUGUUUAUUAUGUCAUCUCAAGUGCGAUGUGAUGAUACAAUCAAUUUAACUCCCAACACAAACCAUAAAAAAAUUAAAUUAACAUCUUCAUCAAUUACAUCAGUAUCACCCACAAUCAAAGAAAAUGAAGAUAAUGAAAAUUCUUUAGUAAAACAACUUAAAGAUUUUCAAAAGUCAGUUAACAGGCAACUUAUUGUGCAAAAACAUGAAACAAAAAAUAUACAGGAUCGCCUUGACAUUAUAAUAAAUACGCAGGAAAAAAUAUUUGAAAAAUUAUGCGAUCAAACCACAUAUGUUUUAAUGAUGAGUAUCUAUGUGAAAAUGAUACAAUAAAAUUUAUGGACAUUGGACAGUGAUGAAGAUUUGAAUGAAAUGGAGGAAAAAUUAAUUGAAGAAACAAAGUAUAGAAUA